Molecule: messenger RNA, 3921 nt
Organism: Tribolium madens (black flour beetle)
Lineage: Eukaryota; Metazoa; Arthropoda; Insecta; Coleoptera; Tenebrionidae
Gene: RhoGAP15B
Product: arf-GAP with Rho-GAP domain, ANK repeat and PH domain-containing protein 1
Exons: 11
Coding region: 179-3469 (1096 amino acids)
Biological process (GO): signal transduction; positive regulation of GTPase activity
Molecular function (GO): phosphatidylinositol-3,4,5-trisphosphate binding; GTPase activator activity
Source: RefSeq, a predicted model, not a curated record
UUGGCAGCAGCCACAGUGAUAGUGUCCCAACCCGAAAAAUGCCUUUUUGUUGAUUUAAUAAUAAUAAUAUUAGUCGUGUCGUGACAUUCAGUGAUUCGUUUAUUGCCUUCCAUAAUUAGUGAUAAUGAUAAGGAUAUGUCGUUUCGUGCGAUGAAACAGAGUCACAAGUUGAGGAAAAAUGAGCCAUCCGGUACCAGCCCCCAGGUCGAACCCCCCCGACGUCAAAAAGCCCGUCCCCACGCCACGCAAAAGCACAAAACAAAAACCUGAACCCCUUGAAGAGCACACCAACACCUUCUCCAGAAGAGUGCGUUCUUUGAGCAAUGCUUCACGGCAAAUCGCUGAAGAUAUCGGCGAGUUGGUCCAAGACAAGAAGAAAGCUGUGAUUGCAGGAACAAGACAGAGUGUCCGCAGAAUCACCAAGCGUUUCAAUUCGUACCACUCGGAGUCUCCACAGGACCCGGAGCCUGCAGAGGACGACUUUGGGGACACUCUCGACAUUUUCAACUCGAUCAGUUUCCAGUCGCCGCUGAGUUCGACUUCCGCCAUUUACAACAAUGUGGAGGAGGAGUUCAACGCGCCGCCUCCGACGCAUCCGCCGCCACCGCUGCCCCAGGAGUGCAUUUACGACGCCCCGGCGUCCAUUUCUGGGGGCAGUACGAGCAAUUCGGAACAGUCGAAUCUAGGAGGUUAUCCCUCGAAUUACGAAAGUGUUUUUCCGGUUUAUUCGAACAGUGAUUCGGACUUGUCCAGGUCCGGCUCUUGGAGAUUCUACGAUCCGGUCAAUAAAGUCGAGAAUAUUUACAAUGAUUUGGACGCGGUGGGUCAGAGGAUUGAAUGCGAUGUUAAUUCGAAUGUGAGCGAAUUUUCCACGGAAGUACGAAAUUCGUUGUAUGAAAAUCACACAAUUGCGGCGAGAGUACAAGCAGAGAAGAAAUGUCGAGAGAGUGUUAUAAUGCAGUUUGAUCCACUGAGAACUGGUAAUUCUGCUGGUGAAAAUGUGUGUUUCCCCCAAUCCGUUCUUCCGUCCGAAGACAUUAAAAUGCUCGAGGAGUACUUCCAAGGCGACCUCUACGGAAAUGUUUCCAUCACAAGGACUCUCGACGAGUGGAGCAUUUCGAACGAUUCAGAACCGGAGGAAUUCAUUACACCCCCAACACCUCCAGUACGUAUCGAUUCCCUCCCCGAAGAAGAACAAUCCCCCCGAGAAAAAUCCAGAAGUCAGUGGUUCACUAGUUCAGAUUCUGUCAAAGAAAAUAAAGAAGAACCGAAAAAAUUCGGGUGGUUGAAACAGAUCAAGGGGGCACUUGAAAAAGCCCCCGAUGUGGUCAAAGGUGUGAGGAACAAAGACGCAGUGGUCCAAAGACCCGAAUUGGAAAUGAAGAGUUUCGUGCACAAGAAAGGAAUGUUGUAUAAAGUGCAAAGUGGGCCAGUGGAGGACAUCUUCGGGGAGUACAGCGGAAGGUGGUGCAUUUUACAGAAUUCGAAUUUUAUUUGCUACUCGGAUAGCACUUGUGAUACUGUCAAGGAGCAUUUUCCGGCCGAGAGCAUUUUAAGUGUGCAAAUUUUGCAAGAUCCUAAAUUUAAAUACAAAUACGACAACGACGACCUUCACUGUUUCGAACUCAACACGACUGGAAAAAGUCGCGGAGGUCACAUCUACGGAACACGCGACAUUUCCGAGCGACGCGUAUGGAUGCAAUGCAUCGCCGAAAGUCUAACGAAGAAAUUUCCCGUGAAAAUCACCACGGAUUACACACGAAUGGGAUGGGCGUAUCUCCGGGAAGGCGUCGGUGGUCGAUGGGUGGGCGCCUGGCUCAUGCUAUCCCACAGGACUCUGUACUACGCCGUCGAUAAUCAACCCACCAAGGUGAUGGACUUGAGAAAAGUGCGAUGUACGGUGUUGCAAGUGUACCAAGAGAGCGAUAACAAUCCGCGGACUAACGAUAAAGGGCCUAAUAUCGUGGUGGAUACACCCGGGGUUACUUUGUAUUUGCGCAUGUGGACGUCCAGGGAAACAAAGGUUUGGUGUCAUAUUGUUAAGUUGGCAGCACACAACAAUGGGGCACACUUGGACCAACAGCAGUUGACGAAAAAUGAUAUUCCAGUUUUAGUGGAAAAAUGCAUCAACUUUAUUUACACUCACGGAAGCAUGACUGAGGGGAUUUACAGACGUCCGGGGACUAAUACAGCAGUUGCCGAAAUCCUGGCACAAUUCCGUAAAGACGCUUGGGCUGUGCAAUUAACAAUUGAUAAAUAUACCGAACACGACGUUGCGACGGCUUUGAAGAGAUUCAUCAGGGAUAUACCUGAACCAGUCCUCACCAAUAACCAACGGCAAUAUUUACAUCAAGUCUCUUUGGUGAAAAAUAAAGACGAGAAGAUACGAAUGUACAAAGCGGCCUUAGACCAACUCCCACCAAUUUCAUACAAAACGGCUAAAAAACUCCUGGGACACCUUCACUUCGUUGCUUCACAAAGCAAGAAAAAUCUGAUGAAUGUGGAUAAUUUGGCUGCUGUUUGGGGUCCGAGUUUGAUGCACCAAGAAGUAAGACGCUUCGUAAUAAAUCAAAAUUUCUUAUGUUUUUUUAAGGAAAAGGACAACAACUCUGUCGGAAACACCAAACAUGUUCAAAAUACUGUGGUUGUGCGACAAUUACUGGAAUUAUAUCGAGAUAUUUUUCCAGAAGAUCCGGCCGAAAUUGAAAAAGAAAAAGUCAUGUUGCAGGUAUUGGAAAAACACACUAAGGCCCUACAAGGCGCUUCUAAUAAUGCGAAAAAGGCGGGCGAUUUUCGAGUGUGGAUUUAUUUGCAUAAUAAGGAAGGACAACCAAUGAAUGUUGCAAUUGGCCCAAAUAAAACUGCGUAUGAAGUUUGUGUGGAACUGAGUCCGAAAAUCAAUAUGCCGGUCCACGAGUUGGUUUUGGAGGAAGUAGUUUUGAAUGACAGGUUACAACGACCUGUGCAUUUUUCAGAGAAGGUGCUGGAUAUAGUCCUUCGAUGGAGUUACUGGGAGGAAUCAGACCGAAAAGAUAACCAUUUAGUUCUUCUUCCUAUAGCGAAAUAUUCUGACUUUAUUCACGACAAAUCAACACCAAUUUCUGCAGAGCUCAAAUUUUCUGAUAAUAGAUCGAGAAAUUUCAAAUUGUACACUUUUGAAUUCUCCCAAACUAAACUUAAUUGUUUUAAGGAUAAAACGUGUGAAGAAAAACUCUUCAGUUACAAUAUUGAAGACAUCAUGUGGUAUUUAGGUCACGAGUCCAAAAAAAGUCCACAGUCGAGAUGGACGAUCACAUUUAUCGAAACGAAAAUGCAUCCACAACGUACCAAAAACUGUCCCUAUUUUGGUAAUGUGUUGGUCUGGGGUGACCCACAAACCAGAGCCAAGUGGUUAGGUGCGAUGUUAAAGGCAAGAUAUAGGGAGAGUUUAAUCCAGCCAGCUAUGCAUAUCAAUUUAAUGGUCAACUGAGUUACCAAAUUAGUGUUUUAGCCAAAUUUACUUAUUUUUUACUUAAAACGCACCUUUUUACGUACUAGAAAUUAAGGUAAUGCUGAUUUCUGUGUGUAUUUUUUACACAGAUGUAAAACUGCUUGUUUAAGUAACGGUAUUUGGCAAAAAAUUCAUCAUUGGUUGGUAGUAACUCAGGGUUGGGUGCUUCGGUUUUAUUUAGAUUUUAAAAUGUUUACUGCGUAAUCCGGUUUUAUUUAUUUUUUAUUAUUUAAACAUAUUUAUGCAUUAAGCGAUAAUAAUAUUGCGUUCGAGGCGAAGCCAAGAUACAGCAUGAACAAAAAGCACUCUUUAUUUGACCGAGUGGAUUUUUAAACCACGAGUGUAACGAUUGGUUUAUCAUCCACGAGGUGGAAUAAUGCGUCCGAUUUACACUCAAACGAGUUGAAUACAACAUUUUAUUCUUCGAAUUA